AUGAAGCCAUCACUGUUCUUCUUCACUACCUUGGUGGCAGGGGCCUUUUCUGCCCAUUCUGGCUCCCAUAUUCACCUCCACGUGUCCCACCGAGCACGCACAUCAGAAGCACUAGACGCUAGAGAUGCCCAAGGUCUUGGCGAAUGGCUUGCAGCCAACAAGCGGGCGCCACCCAGCGCGCUCAAGGCAUGCCCUCUAUCCUGUCAUGAAACUGGUAAUAGCAGUUCAGGGGCCGGAUGGUUCUUGUUUCCCGAUGCGUCAAGGCUCGCUGCGUGCAACGAGACCAUGCUGCUCGACUUUGUCGUCCAAAAUGAAGUUGAUGGUGCCAGUAGUCAUGGGCCCAAAAUGGGCAUCAGUACAUGCACAGCCGACUAUAGCUCGGCCACGCAGGCGGCCUACGAGCCACAUGAUGAAAAGGCAGCUCUCUGCCCAAUCCCUAAUCAUGCCCUCGUCGAAGCAUCCAUCAGAAUGUCCCAUUCUACCGCUAGGAAUGAUGAUGGCUUUGCCGUUCAGGAUGUGUUAUCUGCUGGCCACCAGAUUGUGAAUUAUUUCAGAUCACAAAAGCGUUCCUGCGUGGAGAACGCCUUGGCUUUUGGAUACUCUCAAUCCGCCGUCGUGGGAGUGAUUGCCGUUGCUCGCUAUGUCGAGAAAAACUCGGUCUCCGAAACGACUAUCGUCCAGCUGUGUCAAGCCGAUGGCCGCGGCGCAGACUACGGCAUCGGUAUCAUUGUGAGCAGCGCAAAGCAUCUGCCCGUCGUCCAGGACGCCGUCAAGACCUGGGUAAAAGGACGAUGCGUCUCUGCGGCGGAUGGUGAUGAGGACUGGACGACUGUAACCCUGCGCGUCCCUACCCGUGUCAAGUCAAACUCAGAUGCCAUUGGGAAUAUGACGUUACCAACCGCGGCUGCCCACUUGGGGUCAAGAUCCCGGUUUGCUGCCCGGGCAGAGUGCCAGACAACCACGGUCAAUCCUGGCGAUGGCUGCUGGGCUCUGGCCGACCGGUGCAAGAUCACCGACGCCAAGUUGAAAGAGUACAAUCCCCGUCCAAACUUUUGCAACACUCUUGUUGCCGGCGAGAAGGUCUGCUGCUCUUCCGGCACCUUGCCUGACACUGUCCCUCCUAGAAACCCAGACGGCACAUGCAAGACAAGGCAGGUGGUAGGCGGCGACAUCUGCGGCUCCCUGGCGUCCAAAUGCGGUCUAAGUCUGCAAGACUUUUACAAGGUGAACACUGAAGCCAAUCUGUGCCUGAACCUGAAAGCUGGACAGCAUGUAUGCUGCACGCGUGGCAAGCUGCCCGAUUUCAGGCCCAAGCCCAAUCCCGACGGAUCUUACUCCACGUACAUGACCAAGGCAGGCGACGACUGUUACGGCAUUGCCGCAGCUAAUGGCAUAACUGUUACAGAUCUCGAAGAGUUUAACAAGAAUACAUGGGGCUGGAGCGGCUGCAAAAUUCUCCCACUCAACUUCAAGUUGUGUGUGAGCUCAGGAUCACCGCCUAUGCCUGCCCCUGUUCCAAACGCUAUCUGUGGGCCGACUGUUCCCGGCACCAAUGAGCCAGCCAAAGGCGCCGAACUGUCCACACUCAACCCGUGCCCCCUAAAGUGUCCAAGCCAGAGACUGGCGCUCCUGGCACUUCUGCGCCCGGCAAAAAUGGCUGGCAAGUGCUUGACCAUGGAUGUCGGCCAGAUCGACACGGAUAAAUAUACGCAUAUCCACUUCGCUUUCGCCGAUGUGACAAAGGACUUCAACGUCGAUAUAAGCGCGGUUAAGGAGCAGUUUAACCUCUUCAAAGAUAUGUCCGGGGUCAGGAAGAUUAUUUCUUUCGGCGGCUGGGACUUUAGUACUAUGCCUGGCACUUUCAAUAUCCUUCGUGAAGCUGUCAAGCCUGCCAACCGGGAUAUCUUCCAGAAGAAUCUCGUUGCCUUUGUCAAUGAGCACAACCUCGACGGUAUCGACCUCGACUGGGAGUAUCCUGGAGCUCCUGACAUUCCCGACAUCCCCCCGGGUAACCCGGAGGCGGGUAGGGACUAUUACUACUUGCUCUCCAACGUCAAAAAGGCAUUGGGCGGUACCAAAUCUGUCUCCUUUGCAGCCCCGGCUUCCUAUCAUUAUCUGAAAUCUUCCCCUAUGAAGGCAAUGGGCAUCCAUCUCGACUACAUCGUCUACAUGACCUACGAUCUCCACGGCCAGUGGGACUACGGCAACAAGUGGACUUCGUCCGGCUGUCCCAGCGGCAACUGUUUAAGGUCCCAUGUCAACGACACAAAGACCAAAGAUGCCCUCUACGGCCGGUCGUUCAAGAUGGCCGAGGCCGGUUGCACUGGGCCAAUGUGCAAAUUCACCGGUACCUCGCGCAUAUCCAACCCCGCAAAAGGACGCUGCACAGACACGGGCGGCUACAUCUCCAACGUGGAGAUUGCUGAGAUCAUCAGCAGCGGCAAAGUCACCAAGCAGUGGACCGACGUCGGCUCCAACUUCCUGGUCUACAGCGACACCGAGUGGGUGGCAUAUAUGGACGAUGACAUGAAGGCUGCUCGAGCGAAGUUCUAUGAUUUGUACAACUUUGCCGGAACCACCGACUGGGCCGUUGACCUGCAGGCAUUUAGAGAUGGCAGCGGUGGUGAUGACUACCCUGAUGAUUACGAGCCGUACAUCGACACCAGCAUGUACCCAGAGUGUGUAACCAAGUACACUACCUUCAAGGAGCUCAACGACCACAAGGAUUCGAUUCCUGCUCACUGCAUGGAGCAAUACAUUUUCAAUGUCGAGGUCGCCGUCAUGGAAGCAGCCUUGGAAAAGUACAAGGACCUGGUCAACAAUGGCUACGACGAAAAGUAUAAAAUCUACGAAGGCUACGUCGACGAGCGAGUCCAGGACCAAAUCGAGGACCAAAUCGACGCAUUCAUGGGCAGCGGCAAGGCGGACAAGUACUUCAAGUGCACGGAGACCAAGGACGUUAUGUGCUGCUCCAAAUGUAACAUUCCCCAUUGUACGGUGGAUUGCGACAAGUCCAAGGAUUGUAAUGGCAGGGCCACAGUCGAUAUCAAAUGUCCGACAACUCUCAAGAGCGGUUCCAGCACCGUCAUCGCGGUAGGCGAUCAUUUUCCCAACGCCACAUACACGCUGCAAGACUCCGAGGGCUUCUGGAAGGACAUUGGUGCCGAGUACGGCAUCGAGGAGUCGUGGGUCAAGUUUGGCAGGAGGCACAUCAGGGCCGGCAAUGGCUGUCAGUACGCUGGCGAGGACGUAAAUGACUGUAUCGACAAGCAGAUUAGUGGGUUUUACAACUAUCCCAUGAAAGACACGGUCAAGGUCUACAACCCCAAGGACCUUAUUGGCGACUCGUACGACAAGACCGAGGACCUCCUCAACCGUCUCAAGAUCGUCAGGGACAAUGCCGAUUACGACGAGCUCAUGCAGUGGUCCGACCUGGUCGACGCCGGAUCUCUACCCGCGUUGACGAUACGGACUGCCGUCGAGAGUAUGGACAAGAUUGUCAAGUCUGCCAAGAAAAUCAGAAAGAAGGAGCGCGAGGAGUUCAUCGUCAAUUUCCUCACAGGCUUGCUCUUCUUCAUUCCCUUCGUGGGGGAGGCCGCCGGCGCCACUGGUCUGACGGCAGUUCGCUCCAUGCUGCGCCUGGCAGGCGCCGCUGAUGAGACGGGUCGGCUGGUGCAUGACAUUAUCGAGCACCCUGAAAAUGCCUUUAUGAGUGUCUUUAGCUACUUGGCCGGGGCCGGAGCUGGGCGAACCGGGUUUAAGAACGCUGCCAAUGUGAGACGAUCCAUGAAGGCCAGCGACAUUGACAAUCUGGGGUCGAUGAAGGUAGAUUUGGACCUGAUUCAGACUGUGCGUGGCGUCACUUGUCAUAUCUAA
This is a messenger RNA of Aspergillus lentulus, 3876 nucleotides long. Lineage: Eukaryota; Fungi; Ascomycota; Eurotiomycetes; Eurotiales; Aspergillaceae. The record is from RefSeq and is a predicted model, not a curated record.